Actinia tenebrosa (Australian red waratah sea anemone) is the source of this 3762-nucleotide messenger RNA. RefSeq names its product zinc finger FYVE domain-containing protein 1. Gene Ontology annotation, biological process: lipid droplet formation. Lineage: Eukaryota; Metazoa; Cnidaria; Anthozoa; Actiniaria; Actiniidae. Gene Ontology annotation, molecular function: 1-phosphatidylinositol binding; phosphatidylinositol-3,4,5-trisphosphate binding; phosphatidylinositol-3-phosphate binding. Gene Ontology annotation, cellular component: lipid droplet. The record is from RefSeq and is a predicted model, not a curated record.
AGAAAAAAAUGCUUAGCUUAGUUUGUUGUUGGAUCGUAGGACAAGAUGGCGGCUAUUUUACCGUCACAAACUGGAUCAGAUGAGCCUAUAACGAAGGAAAAUAAACAAAGAAAGCCUGCAGAAAAGAAGGAGUCGAGAUCAGGUAGAGAUUCCAAGAAGAAAAAAUCCUCGAGUCCCACUUCGCUGGCUUCAAAAUCAAGCCCAACAAUGACAAAAGACGUUGGGAAGACAUCGCCACUUGACACAACAAGCGAAGAGUCUGAGAGAAGCUUUUUACUGCUGGAUGAUAAAGAAAAGCUACAAGUUCAAAAUGCUGAAGAAUUGAUCCAGAGACUUGGUGCUGAGGGACAAUCGAGUAUUAAAGUGUUAUCGAUAUUUGGGAAUACUGGUGAUGGAAAGUCUUACACUUUAAACCAUGCUUUCUUCGAUGGCGAAGAAGUAUUCAAGACAUCAGCAUCUCCGCUAUCUUGCACUGUUGGAGUGUGGGCAUCUUAUGACAGUAGUAACCAAUGUAUCAUUCUUGACACUGAAGGACUUCUUGGGAUGUCUGGAAAUCAGAAUCAAAGGACAAGGCUUUUACUCAAAGUAUUAGCUAUAUCAGAUGUCAUUAUUUACAGAACUAGGGCAGAGCGCCUUCAUACUGAUCUUUUUACCUUUCUUGGCGAUGCUUCUGAAACUUAUCUCAAGCAUUUUUCAAAGGAGUUACAAGCUGCAACUCAGAGGUUCAAUAUAAAUGUACCUCUGUGCACUCUUGGACCUGCCGUCAUUAUCUUUCAUGAGACCCAGCACACAGAUCUACUUGGUGUUGUUGAUGAACAGACAUCGCUGACAGGAGGGUCCUCAAGGAAUCCAGAUGAUAUAAUCAAACAAAGAUUUGCAGAUGUUGGUCGUGUUCCGCAGGCCUUCAGUUCAAUCAGAUAUGUUGGUACCAGGACCUUUUCUCAACCAACAGAUUUCAGUUGUUUGAAGAAAGCUGUAAAGCAGAACCUAAGUAAUAAUUCUGUGAGGUCUGCAAGAUCACCAGAUAUCAUAUUUAAAGUACUUACGUUUUUGAAUGAGAAAUUUUCUGGUGAUAUAGAACGGAUCAUUGUCAGUGCCUUCCCAGAUGCAUACUUUACAUGUCAGUCUGUCUGUCUAGCAUGUGGAGCACACUGUCAACAAAGUAUGAAUCAUGAUAAUGAGAAUAUAGAACACAAAUGUGACGUACGAUGCCAGUACCAAGCGCAGUAUGAUAAUAGAUAUUUCACAUGUAAGGCUUGCUACGAGAAAGGAAAGCUUAGAGUUGUCAUUCCUAAAAUGUGUUCAGCAUCUGAGGGUUCUUCAUGGUUGGGUAUUGUCAAGUACGCAUGGUCAGGUUACGUGCUCGAGUGCCCGGAAUGUGGAAUCAUUUUCCGUAGCCGUCAACACUGGUAUGGCAACAGGGAUCCCGUAAAAACAGUCGUGCGUCCCGAGAUAAAACAUGUUUGGCCUGGAGAAAUCACGUCUUCAGUUGAUUCAAGUAACGUAGCGCGUCGAGUAUUGGAUGGUGUCAAAUACGUAUCACAGACGGUCGGUACGUACAGUGCGCCACCCAGUCGAGCUGUCUCGGACUGGAUCGCUGAUCAAGUUGCCCCUGAGUACUGGGUUCCAAAUGCACAAAUCACGGCUUGUCAUCUAUGUCAACGUCCCUUUAACGACGACGAGAAGAAACACCAUUGUCGUGUCUGUGGCCAGGGUUUCUGCGACGACUGUUCGUCCAAUAAGAAACCAGUAGCUGAACGAGGCUGGGGCGAUCAACCUGUUCGCGUGUGUGAUACAUGCUUUGAAGGGAAUCCCGCGGGAGAUGAACUGCCACCGUCUUGUGAUUUAAGCCAACUAGCUGAUGCUUUAGACGACGAUGACUCUACUUCACGAAACGAUGGAACAUUAGUCGAGAAGACACUAGGGCCCAUGGCUGCACGCAAGAUGAUAGAAGGUGUACAGACUGCUGUGGAAACCCUCGGGACCGCACUGUAUUACCCGCGGGAAAUCCUUACAGACGCUGCCCGGCCUAGUUACUGGGUGCCUGAUUCAGAAAUCACUUCAUGUUCUAUUUGCGACACGGAUAAGGAUUAUAAGCAUCAUUGUCGUUCAUGUGGACAAGGUGUCUGCGAUGGAUGUUCCAAGACUCGAAGACCUGUGCCUUCCAAGGGAUGGGAUCAGCCUGUGCGGGUGUGUGAUAAGUGCGUUAAGAAAGGAGAACAGGCAUAAUAAUUGGAUUUUUAAUUGAGCAUCAGGGAGUUUUAGAAAUAGGAGUAAAACUGCGAGGUAAUAGGCCAUUUUCGAAUUAGUCAAAUACCGCUGUGUUCCUCGAUUAUAGACUCAUUUACCCAGAGUUAGCCUCAUUUUAGUAUCUAAAUAUCCACUAAUACGAACGUUAGAAACAAUAGAAACACUUUGAAAUUCCACGGACGUUCACUAGAACACAUGAAUAUUCCAAUAUAUUCCAUACGAAAUCAAGACUAACCCUGUAGAACACAUUACAAACUGGAUUAUUACAGCACUUGGCCUGCCUUCAUGGCGCGGCGGCUGAUGUUAGGACAAUCGAUAGGUGUCCCUUGAUAUACCCUCAACUCGUAAUGUUUUGUCAUACAUAUGCAACACCUGACAGAACCUUGAAACCGGAUUGAAUCAAAAUGUAGUAUUAUUUUAUUUGAUAAAUUGACUUGUUGAAUUGACAGUUUUGACUUGUUUAGAGGCAAGUCAUAGAUUACUCCAAGAGAAAACGAAGGACAGAUGUCCUUCAUAGUCUAUUGAUUACUCUUAUUCAUGUUUUUGACUCCCACUAUAGCGAUCAAAUCACGGUUGCAGCAGUUUUCCAAGUGGAUAUAAAAUCUUGUCCCACAAACAACUACACAGUACUACAAGGAUAAUGAGGACAGUUUUCAAUUCGUUUCUCAAGACAGUAAACUAUUGAAACAAUUUAUAAUCAACAUUCUGAAAUCAGAGUUUUGAAUUUYGAGAUAUUCUAGAUAAUUCGUUGACAUAGCAACGGUAACUAAGGGGAGUCUGAACCAUGAAUUAGAGCAAAUUUCCUACGACUGUGAAAACCCGGUAUUUUCAUUGGAUAAGAAGUGGUCUAGAGUGCUUUGAUUGGUUCAAGGGGCAUCGUCAAUAAUUCAGUACCAUACCGUUUCACAGUCAAACUAAUUGUACUCUUCAUUCACUUAUACCCGAAUUAAGACUUUUUGUGAAAUGCUCUUCUUUUUGGGCAAAUUAUUUCCCUAUUUUAAAGAUUGUCCCCUACGUCGAAGGGUUUAUUUUCACCUUCAAUACGCGAAUGAUAGAUGUGUGUUUAUGUUUUUAUAAAUGAGAAUAAUUCAUGAAUAAUUUAGGAUAAAUAAAGUAUUAUUUAAAAAUAAAUGAUAGAGAGUGCGCGUGCGUAAAAAUGAAAACUGAUCAUGACUUUUGUAUGAAUAUAUUAUCAUCUACUUAAACAUUACCCAAAAUACUUUGCACCGGGGUCGAGAGGAGAGACUAACCAAAGAAAAAAAACGGAAAAUACUGACAGUCGAUAUUUUAGAUAUAAAAAAGAUAUAGGGAACAUCCGAUUGAAAAACGUUUUUUUGAUGGUUUUUCUCUGGUUGACCUCCCCCCCUCCUUACACACACACACACCAUCUAUCUAGGCAGAAUCGAGUCUAACUAGUCACAAAGAACUUGUAACUCGAUUAUCCUUUUAUAGGAAAUUUACAUUGUGACCGGUCUUCAACCUUUGAUAGCCAAAAUAAAUUUACUAAUCUAA